AUGGACAAUCAAGGAAGUGAUUCUGGUAUAUCUAAUUUUUCAACCUUUAUGAAAGGAAAAAGUAAUUUACCAAAUUGUGAAAUUACAAAACGUUAUGUUGAAGUUGACGGUGAAAUAAUGUCGGUAGAUGAUGAGUUUGCUUCUAACGGAGAUCAAAAGUUAACUUUAGAAAAUAACGACAAAUCAUUCAUUUAUUAUGAAAAAAUUCAUGAUAAUAACAAUUGUAAUAAACCGUUUUCACUACCAAGCACAUCAAAACAAUAUAUGGAGAAUAAAGUUUAUCAAGGUGGCGAUAUCAAUCAUGUCAAAGAUGAUAUGAAGGGAGUAAGAACAGCUCUUUUGAAAAAAGGUAAAAAACAACUAGUUCGGAAACCACAACUAAUACCACUACGAUCUGAUGACGAAGAUUAUAAGCAAUUACACCAACGUAUAUUGAAAUUGAUUGAAAAAGAAAAAAAAUUGUACAAUGUAAAAGAACCAGAACCUUUAUAUUGGUGUUUGAUGGGCUCUGACUAUUCUUACUUCACGGACUUACUUUUAGAAGCUAUUUCCAAGGAUCUCAACAACUUUUCUUUGAUGAAAGAAAGGGCUCAGGAUGCUGAAGCGAUUAAUAUAAAAAUUCGUAUCGAUAAAGCUCAUGAACUGCUUUUGAUGUUAUACGAUUGUUACAGCUUGAUUCACCACAGAUUAAGAGAAUUCCAAAAACAACACUCCCACAGUCGCUUCUACUCUUCACACCUUCGGAUCACUAAUCUGGGUUACGAAACGAAAAUGGAGCUUAUUGAAAAGCAAAUUGAAGAUUUAAACCAUUUAUAA
Messenger RNA from Cotesia congregata, 816 nucleotides. The record is from the annotation of a GenBank genome assembly. Lineage: Eukaryota; Metazoa; Arthropoda; Insecta; Hymenoptera; Braconidae.